Molecule: messenger RNA, 1331 nt
Organism: Nasonia vitripennis (jewel wasp)
Lineage: Eukaryota; Metazoa; Arthropoda; Insecta; Hymenoptera; Pteromalidae
Exons: 4
Coding region: 1-819 (272 amino acids)
Molecular function (GO): DNA binding
Source: RefSeq, a predicted model, not a curated record
AUGAGCGGAUUCGGCGGCCUCAACGAAGAGCGAAUGAAGAACAUGAAGAAGAUGAAGAAGAAGAAGAAGAAGGACGAGAAUUUGAGAACGUCCAGGUGGUGCGUCGACGACGAAGAUUGCAUCCCAUUACCAGAACCCAUAGAUAAACGUAUCGUCGCAGUUGGACGUCGACGUCGUCGGGCCGAUGCUGCAGCAGUUCAGCCAGAACAGCGUGUUCAGAGGAGAAGAGGCAGGCAUCGUCGAAAUGAUAAUGCUGCUGCUGAUGCUGCUGCUGCUGAAGAACAACCAGCAGUACGUAGAAGAGGCAGACCUCGACGAAACGAAAACGCACGCGGCGGUGCCGUAGUGGACGAACCUCCACGCAGACGAGGCAGACCUCGACGAAACCAGGACGUACCCGACGAAGAAAUAGUGGGCGAACCCAUACCUCGCAGACGAGGCAGACCUCGACUCAAUCGAAAUAUACCAGCCGAACAAAUCAUUGAGGAGCCCAUCGGAGAAAACAACCAGGAACCCAUCCCAGCAGGCAACCAGGAACCCAUCCAAGCAGACAACCAAGAAGCCAUCGGAGCAAACAACCAGGAACACAUCCAAGCAGACAACCUGGAACCCAUCCAAGCAGACAACCAGGAACCCAUUGAAGUAGACAACGAAGAACCUAUCAUCGAAGCAGACAGUGAGGAACCAAUCGCAGAACUCGGUGAGGCAGUCGUGCAGAAUCCUGCUGGACCAAACGCUGAGAAUGCUCACGCACCUUUAGUCCAUAAUCCCAGAGUACGUCGGAGAAGGACUCGCCGCGGUGGCAAGAAUUCCAGAUAACCACGAGAGUCACACGAACGAUGACGACAUCAGUGCCUGGAGCGACUGAGGACAGCGAGGAAAUGCGCGAGUCGAUGCAGAAGAUCGUCGACCAAUUCAUGACGGAGAAGCGAAAGAGACAGUGAACAAUCCACUACUCCGAUGAAACUCAAUAAGUCGAAGAUGCGAGAAACACUUUAUACAUAGACUAUAUAAAUAUAUAUAUAUAUAAAGUAUAGGCGUAAAAUAAAAAAUAAACGGGCGCGAACUUUUUGAAACGAAUGUCGCGAGCCUCGUGUGUUCUCUAUAUUAUACAUAAUGACAAUGAGAAAAAAAGCACUUCCGCGCCGACCGCGCAGCUGAGCCACAGGUACGUCAUCGUCAAUAACGAUGAGCGCUUCUGGCCUAUAUUAAACGGAUCGUCGUCGCGUUUGUUAUACUUUCGGAAAAAUCGAGGAAAGGAGAUGAAUAAUAUGAUAUAAACAAUGAAUCACGAUGAAUUAUUAUAUAUGAAUAUAUAAAUUAAGCAAAGA